Messenger RNA from Mesitornis unicolor (brown roatelo), 4281 nucleotides. It is a transcript of the gene SBNO2, whose product is annotated as strawberry notch homolog 2 (Drosophila). Gene Ontology annotation, molecular function: chromatin DNA binding; histone binding. Gene Ontology annotation, cellular component: nucleus. Lineage: Eukaryota; Metazoa; Chordata; Aves; Mesitornithiformes; Mesitornithidae. The transcript has 31 exons. The coding region runs from base 1 to 4281 and encodes 1426 amino acids. The record is from RefSeq and is a predicted model, not a curated record. Gene Ontology annotation, biological process: regulation of DNA-templated transcription.
AUGGAUGGGGGGAAGAGCUACCAGCAGCAGCAGCAGCAGCAGCAGCCAGGCAGCGUGCUCUGCAGCGUCCCCGGCCUGCGCUCCCCGCUUGCCGGUCCGGCCAUGGAGAGUUCUGUGCUGGCGGCCGACUCGUGGAGCAGCUGCUACCCGCCCUCCUUCCCGGCUCCAUCCUUCCCGAGUGAAAACCAGCAAUAUUUUAAUUCCCCUCACGAUUUUUAUAUGAAUUCCAUCAGCAGACCACAUUUCUUGGAUACAAACUAUGCAUCUGUGGACCUCACUGACUUCUUACAAAAAAACGGUGAUUUUCCUCAGGAUUCUUCGUACCUCGAUGAGCUCUCCAACAACUCCCUCUUCUCGUCCCCUACGGAUUCCCUCUCCGACAUUGCAGAUCCUAAGGACUUCUUGCCCGCCGAUAGCCUGAACCACGUGCCAACGAUAUGGGAUGUGAACACGCCGCAGCAGAACCAAAUAGAGCUGUUCUCCCCCAGCAGAUCCUUCCCCGGAUUGAACAGUUCAAGUGACCAUGUUCCUGCUGUCCACAACACACCGCUGCUCAUAAGCUACCAGUCUCAGGCUCCUGCAGAGGAGGAGGAUGAAGGUGAGGAGGAAGAAACAGAAGAGCUGGGGCAAACGGAGACCUACGCAGAAUAUGUACCUUCAAAAUCCAAGAUUGGGAAGCACCACCCUGACCUGGUGGUGGAAACAAGCACCCUGUCCAGCGUCCCCCCACCUGACAUCACCUACAGCCUGGCCCUGCCACGCUCCGUUGCCGACAGAGGGUCACUCUCUGCACUACAGCUGGAAGCCAUCAUCUACGCCUGCCAGCAACAUGAAGUUUUAUUACCCAAUGGGCAGCGAGCUGGGUUCCUCAUUGGGGACGGUGCUGGAGUUGGAAAGGGCAGGACAGUUGCGGGCAUCAUCUUUGAAAAUUAUCUCAAAGGGAGGAAAAAAGCUCUGUGGUUCAGCGUCUCCAAUGAUCUCAAGUAUGAUGCUGAGAGAGACCUGAAGGACAUCGAAGCCUCCCACAUUCCUGUGCAUGCUUUGAAUAAGAUUAAAUAUGGCGACACAGCUACCUCAGAAGGAGUCCUCUUUGCCACUUACUCUGCGCUGAUCGGUGAAAGCCAGGCAGGCGGGCAGCACAGGACGCGCUUAAAACAGAUUUUGGACUGGUGCAGGGAAAAUUUUGAUGGAGUUAUUGUGUUUGAUGAAUGCCACAAAGCCAAAAACGCCAGCUCUACUAAAAUGGGCAAAGCAGUGCUGGACCUGCAGAACAAGCUGCCUCGAGCAAGGGUUGUUUAUGCCAGUGCCACAGGUGCCUCUGAGCCAAAAAACAUGAUUUACAUGAGCCGCCUGGGCAUCUGGGGGGAGGGCACCCCUUUCAGAGCUUUUGAUGAGUUCCUGCAUGCGAUUGAGAAGAGGGGAGUUGGUGCAAUGGAGAUCGUGGCGAUGGACAUGAAGGUCAGUGGGAUGUACAUUGCCAGGCAGCUCAGUUUCACUGGAGUCACCUUCCGAAUCGAGGAGAUCCCGCUGGACCAGCAGUACAGGAUUGUCUACGACAAGGCAGCCAAGUUGUGGGCAGAGGCCUUGACCGUGUUCCAGCAGGCGGCCGACUGGAUCGGCCUGGAGUCUCGGAAGUCACUGUGGGGCCAGUUCUGGUCGGCUCACCAGCGCUUCUUCAAGUAUCUCUGCAUUGCUGCUAAGGUCCGGCGACUCGUCGAGCUUGCCAGGGAGGAGCUGGCGAAGGACAAGUGCAUUGUCAUCGGCCUGCAGUCCACCGGGGAGGCUCGCACCAGAGAGGUCCUGGAUGAGAACGACGGGCAUUUGAAUUGCUUUGUCUCUGCUGCAGAAGGCGUCUUUCUAUCACUAAUUCAGAAGCACUUUCCUUCAACCAAAAGAAAGAGAGAAAAAGGAACUGGCAUUAAAAGAAAACGGAAGCCAAGGGGCCGCUGCGCCAAGUCUCUGAAGGGCGUGUGUGACCCCGCGGGUGUCAUCAAGAUCAGCGACGACAGCAGCACUGACUCCGACAUGGGGCUCGACAGCGACUUCAACUCCUCCCCGGAGUCCGUGUUUGAGACGGACGAUGUCAUCUUCGUGGAGCACACCUACAAUGGCUUCACAGCCGAGCCCAGAAAUAAUUUUCAGGAGAUGCAUGGCCUGAGAGAACUAGAACACGUGGAGAAGAUGAAGCAGGACCUCCUAGCAAAAGUAAAAGCACUGGGCAAAGAGCUACCUCUCAAUACCUUGGAUGAGCUCAUCAAUCACUUUGGGGGCCCGGAGCACGUGGCUGAGAUGACGGGGCGGAAGGGCCGGGUUGUUUGCAGACCGGACGGAUCCGUCGUGUUUGAGUCUCGUGCAGAGCAAGGCCUCUCCAUAGACCACGUCAACCUGAAGGAGAAGGAGCGCUUCAUGAAAGGGGAGAAGCUUGUAGCAAUAAUCUCCGAGGCCUCCAGCUCGGGUAUCUCUCUCCAAGCAGACAGACGGGUGAAGAACCAGAAGCGCCGUGUCCACAUGACACUGGAGUUGCCCUGGAGCGCAGACCGGGCCAUACAGCAGUUUGGUCGAACGCACCGAUCAAACCAGGUUUACGCUCCAGAGUAUGUGUUCCUUAUAUCGGAGCUGGCCGGGGAGAGGAGGUUUGCAUCCAUCGUGGCAAAACGUCUGGAGAGCUUGGGCGCUUUAACUCACGGAGACCGCCGGGCCACGGAGUCCCGAGACCUCAGCAAGUACAACUUUGAGAAUAAGUACGGGGCUAAAGCACUGGACAGAGUCCUCUCCACCAUCCUCAACCACACGGAGAACAGAGUUCCUGUGCCCAAGAGCUACGACAGAGGGGAGGCUGCAUUUUUCCAUGAAAUGAAGCAGGGGCUCGUCUCCGUGGGGAUCUGCUGCAAUCAGAUGAAGUAUGGCACUGUCUCUGUGGAGAAGGACUGCUCCAUCACCAAGUUCCUGAACCGCAUCCUGGGUCUGGAGGUGGACAAGCAGAACAUGCUUUUCCAGUACUUUUCUGACACCUUUGACUAUCUGAUUGAAAAGGACAAGAAGGAAGGCAAAUACGACAUGGGCAUCCUAGAUUUAGCCCCGGGAGUGGAUGAGAUCUACGAGGAGAGCAAGGAGGUGUUCCUGACCCCUGGGCACCCGCAGGACGGGCAGGUCGUGUUUUAUAAGAUCAGUGUCGACAGAGGCUUGAAGUGGGAGGAAGCCUAUGAGAAGUCACUCAAACUGACAGGAUCCUUCGAUGGGUUUUAUCUCUCCUACAAGAUGCGAGGCUCCAAACACACGUGUCUGCUGGCCGAGCAGAGCCGCGGGAAGAACUUCAUACUCUACAAACCAAAUAUUGGGAAGCAAAGCCAGCCUGAGAGCCUGGACAGUCUGCAGAAGAAGUACCGGCGGGUGCUGCCCGAGGAAGCCAAGGAGCACUGGGAGAACAGUUACCACUUCUCCUUGAAGAACUGCAACCAUGCCGUCUGGAACAGGAGCUGCAAGCUGAUCCAGGAGGGCAAGGAGUGCUUCCAGGGCAUGCGCCUGCGCCACUACUACAUGCUGUGCGGGGCCCUGCUGCGUGUCUGGAGCAAGAUCGCCAGCAUCAUGGCAGAUGUCACCAACAGCAGCUACCUGCAGAUCGUCCGCCUCAAGACCAAGGAGAAGAAGAAACAAGUCGGUAUAAAGAUCCCUGAGAGCUGUGUCCGCAAGGUGCUGGAGGAGCUGAAGCAGAUGGACGAGAACGUGAAGCGAAAGCACAACCAACUCCUGCAGGCCCAAGAGCAGAGCCUGCAGUUCUCGCUGCCGCUGCACAUCCUGCCGCAGCCCCUGGACCUCACGCAGACGGCGCCCGGGCUGCCCCUGCCCCGCCACACGCUGCACCAGGACGAGAUCCUGGAUUUGACCUACAGCCCACCCAGCAACAGCGUUCCCGACAUGGUGAUGAACCCGGAGCCCGGCAUGCUCUGCUUCCCCUCGGAGCCUGUGCUCCAGCCCAACCAGCAGCACGGGGUGCCCUUCGGCUUCAGCCACCCCUCAGCCUUCAAGAGCCCAGCACCCAUCCUGGAGGGGAGCGCGCCUCUGAGCUCCGCGCUGCACGAGCCCCUGCCUCUGCUUCACCCGGCGCCUUUGCAGGCACUGCAGCAGCAGCAGGAAGAUUUUGUCCAGCAGGAUGGGAAUAUCAACUUUAGAGAGGUCCUGGAGGACAUGCUGAGGACGUUGAACGGGGCCCCCCAGGAGAACAUGCUUCCCCAGGAGCGCCAGAGCGUGAUCCAGUUCAGCGGCCCUUUCCCAGACUUCUGA